CCACAGUGGUUUUCUAAGGUGGCCAUUUCUGACUCUCCACGGGAGGUUGCUAUGGCAUUUCCUCACCUGCAGCAACCCAGCUUCCUACUGGACCUUUGGUUUACUCAACCUCUGAGCUCUGGUUUUCUUAUCUACAAGAUGAAUGAUUCAAAUGCCCUUUUCCUACUUCCCAGGAUAUGGGGAGGAGCAGGCCAGCCUGAAAACUGACUCUAUAAAUAAGCCCUUUGCACAGAGGUGCCAAGACUUGGUUAAAGUCAUUGAGGAUUUUCCAGCAAAGGAGCUGCACACCAUCUUUCCGUGGCUGGUAGAGAGUAUUUUUGGCAGCCUGGAUGGCAUCCUUGUUGGCUGGAACCUCCGCUGCUUACAGGGGCGCGUAAACCCAAUAGAGUACAGCAUUGCCAUGGAAUUUCUAGACCCUGGUGGCCCAAUGAUGAAGUUGGUUUAUAAACUUCAAGCUGAAGACUAUAAGUUUGACUUUCCUGUCUCCUACCUGCCUGGCCCCGUAAAGGCAUCCAUCCAGGAGCACGUCCUCCCUGACAGCCCUCUGUACCACAACAAGAUCCAAUUUCCCCCAACUGGGGGUCUCAGCCUGAACCUGGCACUCAAUCCGUUUGAGUAUUACAUAUUCUUCUUUGCCUUGAGCCUCAUCACUCAAAAGCCACUUCCUGUGUCCCUCCACGUCCGCACUUCAGACUGUGCCUAUUUCAUCCUAGUGGACAGGUACCUGUCGUGGUUCCUGCCCACCGAAGGCAGUGUGCCCCCCCCACUCUCCUCCAGUCUAGGGGGGGUCAGCCCCUCACCAGCUCCCAGGACUCCAGCCAUGCCCUUUGCUUCCUACGGCCUCCACCACACCAGCCUCCUGAAGCGGCAUCUCUCUCAUCAGACAUCUGUGAAUGCAGACCCCGCCUCCCACGAGAUCUGGAGGUCAGAAACUCUGCUCCAGGUUUUUGUUGAAAUGUGGCUUCAUCAUUAUUCCUUGGAGAUGUACCAAAAAAUGCAAUCACCUCAUGCCAAGCUGGAGGUUCUGCACUACCGGCUCAGUGUCUCCAGCGCCCUCCACAGCCCUGCCCAACCCAGCCUCCAGGCCCUCCACGCCUACCAAGUACUGACUGCUCCUGUUUUGUUCCUCAUCCUCCCCCAUGGUGAGGCGUUCACACCUACCGAGGAGCACGUGCUGGUGGUGCGCCUGCUGCUGAAGCAUCUGCAUGCCUUCGCCAACAGCCUGAAGCCCGAGCAGGCCUCCCCCUCUGCCCACUCCCACGCCACCAGCCCCCUGGAGGAGUUCAAACGGGCUGCUGUCCCGAGGUUUGUCCAGCAGAAGCUCUACCUCUUCCUGCAGCACUGCUUUGGCCACUGGCCCCUGGACGCGUCAUUCAGAGCUGUGCUGGAGAUGUGGCUGAGCUACCUGCAGCCGUGGAGGUACGCACCUGAGAAGCAGGCUCAGAGCAGUGACUCCCAGCCCCGGUGUGUGUCAGAGAAAUGGGCGCCCUUUGUCCAGGAGAACCUGCUGAUGUACACCAAGCUGUUUGUGGGCUUUCUGAACCGUGCGCUCCGCACAGACCUGGUCAGCCCCAAGAACGCACUCAUGGUGUUCCGAGUGGCCAAAGUCUUUGCCCAGCCCAAUCUGGCUGAAAUGAUCCAGAAAGGUGAGCAGCUGUUCCUGGAGCCAGAGCUCGUCAUCCCCCACCGCCAGCAUCGGCUCUUCACAGCUCCCACGUUUACUAGCAGCUUCCUGUCACCGUGGCCGCCGGCUGUCACUGAUGCCUCGUUCAAGGUGAAGAGUCACGUCUACAGCCUGGAGGGCCAGGACUGCAAGUACACCCCAAUGUUCGGGCCUGAAAUCCGGACUCUGGUCUUACGCCUUGCUCAGCUUAUCACGCAGGCCAAGCAGACGGCCAAGUCCAUCUCUGACCAGUGUGUGGAUAGCCCAUCCAGCCGCUCCUUUUUGUCAUGGCUGGGCUUCUGCCCUGUGGAUGCAAACAGCUCCUACACAGCUAAUGACCUAGAUGAGAUGGGGCAGGACAGCGUCCGGAAGACAGAUGAGUACCUGGAGAAGGCCCUAGAGUACCUGCGCCAGAUAUUCCGACUCAGUGAAGCCCAGCUCACUCAGCUCACACUGGCCCUGGGGGCCACUCAGGAUGAGAACGGGAAGAAGCAGCUCCCUGACUGCAUCGUGGGGGAGGACGGGCUCAUCCUCACGCCCCUGGGCCGGUACCAGAUCAUCAACGGGCUGCGAAGGUUUGAAAUUGAGUACCAAGGGGACUCGGAGCUGCAGCCCAUCCGGAGCUAUGAGAUCGCCAGCCUGGUCCGAGCACUAUUCUGGCUGUCAUCUGCCAUCAACCGCAGAUUUGCAGGUCAGAUGGUGGCUCUGUGCUCCCGGCAUGACUUCCUCGGCAGCUUUUGUCGCUACCACCUCACUGAACCUGCACUGGCCAACAGGCACCUGCUGAGUCCCGUGGGGCGGAGGCAGGUGGCCAGCCAAGCUCGGGGCCCCAGGCUCAGCCUGCGCUUCCUGGGCAGCUACAGGACGCUGCUCUCGCUCCUGCUGGCCUUCUUUGUGGCCUCUCUGUUCUGUGUUGGGCCCCUGCCCUGUGCUUUGCUCCUCCUCCUAGGAUACCUCCUCUAUGCCAUGGCCAUGACGCUGCUGACCGAGCGGGGGAAGCUGCACCAGCCCUGACAGGGUCAGCCGAUGUCUCCAGAGCAGACGGGGUGCAUUUGCCACAGGCCCCUCCCUUGGGCCUGAGAGGCCAAGGGAGGCCUCUUCUAGGCCAGAGCCUGUUCAUCUUGGGGCUUCUAGGGGGUGUUUUCCCACAACAGUGGAGUCAUCCGGAAGAAACUGAACCGAGAAGGGAGAGCAGUCCUGGUGACGUGACAACCGAGCCCAGCCGCCGGCCCUGCCUGCCCUCUGCUAUCAAGGCCUUUCUUUUUCAGUAACUGUUCUAGGAUUUUGCCGUGUAAAGCUGAACAGCUAGUGUGCUGAUGGCCGGCUCUGGGUCUUGUUCCCUCUGGAGGGCCAUCCCCAGCCUUGGCCUCUCCCCUUUGGCUGUCCUUGAGCAGGGCAGGUUGUGACGUCUCCUCUGCCUGGGUGAUUCCAGGAAAGCUGCUCCACCUCCACUCCAGCGAAGAAUCAAAGUUUCUAAGAGAUUCCUGAGAAAACUAGAUAGUGGACCUCCUCUGAUCUCUCACUUUAAAGCUACAUUUUGCCACCACAUUUGGCAAAGCAUAGUCAUUCUUCCUGUUCUCCCAGCUGUUCCAAGGCAGGGCCGUAGAAUUCCACUUCUGAAAAGAUGAAGACUCUCUCAGCGCACAGGAACUUGACAGGACAGUGCUUCGCCCCUGAUCCCUGAGCCAUUGAGCAGGAGCAGCAGCCCAGUGUCGCACCCCACUGUGCCCUGUCAUGGCUGGACGCUGGCCUUUGGUAGGCAUGGGGGCCACACACGGUUGAUGGAAUCAGGUCCUACUGGCUUUUGGGCUACAACCAAAGAUGGUCAAAGCAUUGUUUGUAUCUUCAAUAAAAUCAAGUGCUCAAGACACAGGAACCUUUUGAUAACAUUGACGUAUUCAAAAUAUACACCAGUUAUGUGUUCACUAUCAAAAACAAAUCACAAGGCCCGGCCCGUGGCUCGCUCAGGAGAGUGCAGUGCUGAUAACACCAAGGCCAUGGGUUCGGAUCCCUAAAUAGGGAUGGCCGAUUAGCUCAGUUGGGAGAGUGUGGUGCUGAGAACACCAAGCCAAGGGUUAAGAUCCCCUUACCGGUCAUUUUUAAAAAAAAUAAAUAAAUAAAAAAUCACCAGAGUCUCACACCUUCAUUCAUCCUGCAGAUGACGCACCAGUGAGACCAGCAUCUCAGCGGUGAUUUUUAAACUAAGGCUUUGUUUUUGGUGUGUGUGGGUUUUUGUUCUUUGUCUUUUUUAACAUUUUUCAAAUUGUAAAUGUUGGGCUUUAUAGUUGAUGUAAACUCAGAAUAAUGGCAUUUUUGGGCCUGUGACCAAAAAUCAAACCCAUCUUAUAACUGACGAUGGAUCUGA
This is a messenger RNA of Cynocephalus volans (Philippine flying lemur), 4028 nucleotides long. RefSeq names its product sphingomyelin phosphodiesterase 4 (gene SMPD4). Gene Ontology annotation, biological process: glycerophospholipid catabolic process; sphingomyelin catabolic process; ceramide biosynthetic process. Gene Ontology annotation, molecular function: sphingomyelin phosphodiesterase D activity. The record is from RefSeq and is a predicted model, not a curated record. The transcript is spliced from 20 exons. NCBI's taxonomy places the organism in Eukaryota, Metazoa, Chordata, Mammalia, Dermoptera, Cynocephalidae. Bases 143 to 2677 code for a protein of 844 amino acids.